AUGAACGGGGGCGAGCUCGCCUCCUUGGUGCGUGGCGCCCUUCAACUCCCGCCAGGAGCGGCCGACGUGGCCGAGGUGAGCGAAAAUGGCUCCGGCAAGACCUACCGGGUCUGUGCGGGCGGCACGACUGUGGCCCUCCGGCUGACCCCGCCUGAUGAGCGCGACUGCUUCUUCACACGCCGAAUGCAAGCUGCAGCGAGGGCGUUCGCCGGCGCCGGCCUCGGCCCACGGCCCAUUGCUGAGGGCGAUGGCCCCAAUGGUGGCGGGUGGUGGGUGGAGGAGUGGGGCGGCUCGCGGUCCUUGCCUUGGACCUCGAGAGAGGAAUACGCUGCUAUGGGCCGGCUGCUCGCUAGGAUGCAUGCGGUGCCGACAGAGUGGUUCGAUGCCAGCCGCGCCGAGGCGGUACGGCGGUGGCCGCUGCUUGGGCGCGUGACGGCGGGGAGCCAUGCCUGGGUGGGUCUUGCGUGGGGCCUAUGGGAGGACGAACAGCUCUUUAUCGACUGGGCGCAACUUUCCGGCGCGCUCGCGCCGGAGCACCCGGCGGCGCGGCGCGUCGUGACAACGCACGGCGAUGUCCACCCGGGCAACGUGUUGCAGUCUGGCCUCGUCGUCGACUUUGAGAACAGCUGCGUCUGCAGCGCGAUCUAUGACCUUGCCUUUGUUGUGCCCAGCUUCGUGACGGGCGAAUCCGAGGCGGCGGCUGCGCGCGCCUUUGUGGAGGGCUACCUCGCGGCGGGCGGGUGGGAAGCGGCGGGCUGGGCGGCGGAGGCGGCCGUCGACCUCUUGCUGACCGACUGCAUGCUAUACGGCUUUUUGCUCAAGGAGUGCGGCAGCCUCUUCUGGACCAACUUUUUUGAUGGCGAGCGCACAGACGCGGCGAGCGCGAGAGCGCACCUGCAGGCAUGCGAGCGCUUCGCGGCGGGCGUGCGCGCCGGCGGGGCGGCGGCGCACCGCGCCGUUGCGCGGGGUGGAGGGCCUGAGUGGGAGGGCAAGGCAUGGCCGUGCCGGCGCGUGUGCGACGAGGCGGCGCCUGUGUGCGGUGACCAGUGCCGUGACGAAAUCUGA
Messenger RNA from Emiliania huxleyi CCMP1516, 1065 nucleotides. RefSeq lists its product as hypothetical. Lineage: Eukaryota; Haptophyta; Isochrysidales; Noelaerhabdaceae. The transcript has 3 exons. Bases 1 to 1065 code for a protein of 354 amino acids. The record is from RefSeq and is a predicted model, not a curated record.